Molecule: messenger RNA, 1563 nt
Organism: Penicillium paradoxum
Lineage: Eukaryota; Fungi; Ascomycota; Eurotiomycetes; Eurotiales; Aspergillaceae
Product: cytochrome P450
Exons: 6
Coding region: 1-1563 (520 amino acids)
Molecular function (GO): heme binding; oxidoreductase activity, acting on paired donors, with incorporation or reduction of molecular oxygen; monooxygenase activity
Source: RefSeq, a predicted model, not a curated record
AUGGCAGUUAUCACUGAAUUGCUCAACAGCCCCUAUGUGGCACAGAGCGUCUGCUUCGCUCUCCUGGCAGUCUUCAUAACAAGCAUUUGGGGGGAUAUCGCAAAUGAGAUUCCUCAUAGACGGAUUCCUUUAGUUGGAAAAACUUGGUGGGAGCUCACCAACAAAAAGGCUAGGUCACGAUUCACCAAGUCAUCUCGUAAACUCAUUGCCGAAGGCUUUGCCCAGGGCAGGAAUGUAUUCCAGAUCAUGGGGGCUACCAGGCCGAUGGUUGUAUUGCACCCGAAGUUUGUCGAUGAAAUCAAAAAUCAUCCAGACCUGAGCUUCGAGGAUGCCAUCAAAAAGACCUUUUUCGAUAACCGCAUCCCAGGGUUUGAACCAUUUCACAAUGGAACAUCUUUACAAGUUACCGUCGAGAUCGUGCGUACGAAGUUGACUCAGGCACUUGGGUCCAUAACAAUCCCACUCUCCAAGGAGACUGCUGCGAUAUUAAGAGCCUCGCUGCCCCCCACAGACGAAUGGGAACCCUAUCAAAUUGCCUCUAAAAUCCCGCACAUGGUGGCCCGGCUAUCCUCUUUGAUAUUUGUUGGAGAGACCAUCUCGCAUGACGAAGAGUGGAUCAAUGUUUCCGUUAACUACGCCAUCGACGCAUUUAAUGCCAUGCGAGAUCUACGAGAAUGGCCUUCCAUUCUUCGUCCGGUCAUCCACCGGUUCUUGCCCGCUACCCAAAAGCUGCGCAAACAUUUGCAAAUGGCUCGUGCCAUAAUUAGCCGCGAGAUAGACAGGCGCGCAUUGAUUCGGGCAGGCGAGAUCCCCGAAGAUGAUCCCCCUCGCAAUAUCGAUGCAUUGGAUUGGUAUCGUGAGACGGCCGAAGCCCGGAAUAAGUUGGACUUUGACCAGUCUUGUUCCCAGGUUGGGUUGGCGCUGGCGGCCAUUCACACAACAUCGAACUUGCUGAACAACGUCUUGUACGAUCUCGCGGCAUACCCAGAGUACAUCCAGCCGCUGCGCGAUGAGAUCUGGGCAGUUGCUGCCGAAGAUGGGAUUUUACAAAAGACCAGCCUGCUCAAGUUGAGACUGAUGGACAGUGUGAUGAAAGAAUCGCAGCGAACGCAUCCACUUUCAUUCACCUCCAUGAACCGCCUCACCCUUAAAGAAAUUGUUCUCUCCGACGGUACUGUGAUCCCCAAGGGUGCGAACAUCUUGGUUUCUACCAAUACGUUGGAGAACGACAGUAUCUAUCCCAGUGCAUCCACUUAUGAUGGAUACCGGUUCUACAACAAACGCCAGCAGCCCGGCAACGAACACAGGCAUCAGUUUGUCACAACGACUACCGAGCAUUUCGUCUUCGGCCACGGUGUUCACGCCUGCCCGGGCCGAUUUUUCGCUGCCAAUGAAAGCAAAAUCAUGCUUCUUCAUCUGCUGCUGAAAUAUGACUGGAAAUUGCAAAGCGGAGAACGACCCCAGAACAUCGAAAAUGGGGUCGAAUCUAUCCCUGACCCCAGAGUUCAGCUUCUGUUCCGGUCGCGUGAACCAGAGGUUGACCUGAGUUUCUUAGGCGAGUAA